CAUCGUCGACAGGGCUUCCGGGGACGGCCGAGACCGUGACCACGGCGUCGCUACCAUCGAUGCGUGCGAAAACCAUUCGUUGGCGAUGCCUGACGCCCAGGUCAGCUCCCUCUUCGUCAUUUCCCAUCACCAUCACCCUCCCUCCCCCAUGUCCGCCCUCCAUAUCGACUACGACAGCGACGACAUGCGUGUCGACUCGGACGACCAUUCUCGCCUCCACGACGCUGAUGCCGACGCUGACGCCGAUUCUGACGACGAGCCUCUAUGCUCGCCCUCGUGAUGGGGAUUCCGGCUACGAAGAUGAGGUAGAAGAGGAAGAGGAAGAAGACGACGACGACGACGACGGCACCUAUGCCGAUGAGGAAUACGCGAAGAAGAAAGUACCGCGAAAAAAGAAACGUCCAUCCGCUCCUGCCGCCACAAAACCCCGUAUCCCUGCUCGCCACACGUCGCCUUCCGAUUCUGGUUCUGAUUACGGUGUUCGUUCCAAGAAGAAGAGAAAGUCGCGCUCAUCUGCCGAUGAAGUGCGCGUUUCCAGUCGUGGUAACAAGGUCCCAAAUUAUGUCGACGACGUACAAGACUUUGAAAAGUUUGACGAGGAAGACCACGACAACGGCUACUAUGCAAACAACAAUGUCCAAUAUCAGGAAGAGGACGAGAUAGAACUUGUUCUGAACCACUGUCGCGAUGAAGGCCGAGAAAAUGACACCGAGGAUCUAUGGUUUGACAACAUUCGCUUCCAUAUCAAAUGGAAAAACUUUUCACAUUUACACAAUACUGAUGAGACGUAUGAAUUUUUGAAGCGUUUCAAGGGUCUCAAGCGGGUCGAUAAUUAUAUCAAGGGUUACAAGUUAUGGCAAGCCCGACUACUGGCGCCAGGAUUAACUAGUGAAGAUCAGGAAGCACUCUUGUUAGAGAAAGAGCGGGAGAAAGAAGAUCUAGAAACUUUCCGCACCGUUGAACGAAUCAUUACCCAUCGCGAAGGUGCAGAAGGCGAGGUGGAGUACUUUUGCAAGUGGACCAACCUCAACUAUAGCUCUUGCACCUGGGAGCUACAGAAAGAUGUCAACCCCAUUGCCAAAGAGCAGAUCGAAGACUAUCGGCAUCGCGAAGCGGAAGCUAAAUUCCCGUACAAGAGCGUUUCAUAUGCGAGAAACGGUCGCCCUACCUUCCAACCAAUGGACAAGUCUCCGGACUAUAUAUCAGAGACGGGCUGUGAGUUGAAGGACUUCCAGCUGACUGGCCUUAAUUGGCUCGCCUAUCUUUGGAGCCAAGGGCAGAAUGGUAUCCUUGCUGAUGAAAUGGGGCUGGGAAAGACUGUGCAGUCCGUCUCAUUUCUCUCCUACCUUUUUCAUGAAAUGCACCAGUAUGGUCCAUUUCUUGUGGUUGUUCCACUGUCGACUAUCACUGCUUGGCAAAUGCAGUUUUCUCUAUGGGCGCCGGAUAUCAAUGUCAUCACAUACAUUGGAAAUACCACCGCUCGCGAAGUUAUUCGCACCUAUGAGUUCGGAACAUCAAAUAAACGUCUCAAGAUGAAUGUGUUACUGACGACCUAUGAGUUGACAUUGAAGGAUGUCAAGCAGUUGGGCGAGAUCAAGUGGCAGGCGCUCGUUGUUGAUGAGGCGCAUCGUUUAAAGAAUUCGGCCAGUUUGUUGUAUGAGUCCCUCCAAGCUUUUUCGGCAGCAUCGAAACUGCUUAUCACGGGCACUCCUUUGCAAAACAAUGUUAAAGAACUCAUGGCCUUGAUGCACUUUUUAAUGCCUGAAAAAUUCGCUCUAAGUGAUGAGUUUGACCUAAACGAUGUGGACCACGAGUCAAGGAUUCAGGAGCUACAUAAGCAGCUAGAGUCUUUUAUGCUGAGAAGAUUAAAACGAGAUGUCCUGAAGUCUCUCCCGUCCAAAAGUGAACGCAUCUUGCGAGUGGAAAUGAGUGCCCUCCAAACGCAUUUCUACAAGAACAUCUUGACGAAGAACUUCCAAGGCCUGGUUAAAAGUGCCAAUGGAAACAACAACAUCAGUCUGUUAAACAUAGCCAUGGAGCUCAAGAAAGCAGCCAAUCAUCCUUAUCUGUUCGACGGAGCAGAAGUUCGUACAGAUAACGACGAAGAGACUCUGAAAGGUCUUGUCAUGAACAGCGGCAAGAUGGUGCUGCUGGACAAACUUCUCGCCCGUCUCCGGCAAGACGGACAUCGAGUAUUGAUUUUUAGCCAGAUGGUCAGAAUGCUGGAUAUCCUGAGCGAUUAUAUGAGUCUCCGGGGCUAUCUUCAUCAGCGCCUAGAUGGAAUGGUGUCUUCUGAAGCUCGGAAGAAGUCGAUUGAUCACUUUAACGCCCCCGGUUCUCCGGAUUUCGCUUUCCUACUGUCAACCCGUGCCGGUGGGCUGGGAAUUAACUUGGAGACCGCAGAUACUGUUGUCAUAUUCGAUAGCGACUGGAAUCCUCAGAAUGACCUUCAGGCAAUGGCUCGUGCACAUCGAAUUGGACAGAAAUCGCACGUUAGUGUCUAUCGUUUCGUCAGUAAGGACACUAUGGAAGAAGAUGUAUUGGAACGUGCCAAGAAGAAAAUGGUUCUUGAAUACGCUAUAAUCAACCAGAUGGACACUAGUCAAGCGCAUCUCAGCUCCAAGGCCAAUCAGUUACGGGAUUCGUCGAAACCAGAAAAUUUGAGCAAGGACGAACUGACGGCGGUACUAAAAUACGGGGCCCAAAAAAUGUUUGACAAAGAUGACUCUCAGCAAAGUCAAAAACUCGAUGAGAUGGACCUCGAUGAUAUACUGAAUCGUGCAGAGGACCACGAAACGAUGGAUGGCGGUGACGGAGGAACAUCCCUUGGUGGUGAAGGAUUCCUGUCACAAUUUGCAGCUGUGAGCGAUGUGAAGAACGACAUGAAUUGGGAGGAUAUUAUACCUCUGGAUGAACGGCAGAAAUUCGAGAAGGAGGAGGAUAGCCGUAAGGCUGAGGAACUUGCAGCCGAGGAAUCUCGGGAUCGAAAGCGUACUCAUGCCCAAGUGUCCUACGAGGGCAUGGAUGUAGAUCACCCUCCUACUACUUCGGCGCCUAAGAAGCCCAAAAAUCCAGGACCGACGCGGAAGUCAGCCAGUCAGAAGGCGAUGGAGUUGAAGGAAAGAGACGUACGAGUGUUGAUUAGGAGUUUGCAACGAUGGGGAGAUAUACGGCAGCGAUACGAUGUUAUAGUUACCGAAGCAAAGCUUGCAGACAAGAACAAGGGGAUGAUGCUAGACGUUGCUGAUGAUAUCAUCGCUAUCUGCUCGCAAGCUGUCAAAGACAGUGAAGAGCAGAAGCGCCACCGAAUAGAUGCCGGCGAAACGUUGACUAACGCUCAGAAGAGUAAAGCGGUUUUGGUGACUUGUCGCGGCGUAGGUAACAUCAACGCCGAAACUGUUCUCUCUCGACAUCGUGAUCUACGGACUCUCUACGACAUUCUUUCAGAGCUUCCAGACCCUUAUAAGUGGUCAAUACCAGUUGACAAUAUUAGACCGACGCUAAAUUGGUCUGGUCGGUGGGGUCCCCAAGAUGAUUCAAUGCUUCUCGUCGGCGCAUACCUGUACGGUUUUGGGAAUUGGGAAACGAUGGCCAAGGAUGAGAAAUUGGGUCUUGACGGCAAAUUCUUUCUUGAAGAGGGCAAGAAAGGUGAAGACGCUGCGAGCCGCCCGAUCCCAAAUGCAAUUCAUCUUGUACGGCGCGGUGACUAUCUACUCGGCAUUCUUCGAGAACACGACGAGAAAUUACGUUCCUAUGAGAGCUCUAUACGCACAAAAGUCAAAUCAUCAGCGUCCCCUCCACCGAUAGCUUCGACAUCCCAUGGCCUCAAACGUCGUGCAGAAAGCGAGGCUGUUGCAUCGGUCGAUGAUAACAGCUCCAGGAAACGCAAACGCCGUCCAACCCCAACUUUCACGGAUUCAGAGUCCUCAGAUGAAUGUCCAUCCAUGGACGAAGCUGCAACCAAAGAAGAAUUACGGCCGGUUAAGAAGCAGCUGAAACAGCUCAAAUUGUCUGGAGAGGACAUGCCUCGCGACAACAAAGUUGCGAUACUGAAAGACUCCCUUGCUGCCAUUGGACGUCGAAUUGAGACCGUCUUGAACAACAAAGAUGCUGCUGGCGAGGACCGAGAGCGGUGGCGACGGCAUCUGUGGACAUUCGUGACACUUUUCUGGCCCAAGAAAGUCAAGGCGUCGAAAUUGGAAGAAAUACAUGCGAAGAUGGUCAUGAAGGAGGGUGCGCCUAGAGCGGGGUCAGAAUCAAGUUCUUCCAAGAAGCCUCGAACAAGUAAUACUGUAUCGAAAGUGAAUGGCUCCAGCGCCUCUAGGACUAAUGGUAAAUCUCAUCGAUAA
Guyanagaster necrorhizus is the source of this 4349-nucleotide messenger RNA. RefSeq lists its product as uncharacterized. Gene Ontology annotation, cellular component: nucleus; chromatin. Lineage: Eukaryota; Fungi; Basidiomycota; Agaricomycetes; Agaricales; Physalacriaceae. The transcript has 20 exons. Gene Ontology annotation, molecular function: ATP hydrolysis activity; ATP binding; chromatin binding. The record is from RefSeq and is a predicted model, not a curated record. Bases 60 to 4349 code for a protein of 1429 amino acids. Gene Ontology annotation, biological process: nucleosome organization.